Molecule: messenger RNA, 2806 nt
Organism: Mizuhopecten yessoensis (Yesso scallop)
Lineage: Eukaryota; Metazoa; Mollusca; Bivalvia; Pectinida; Pectinidae
Product: mucin-5AC-like
Exons: 5
Coding region: 25-1713 (562 amino acids)
Source: RefSeq, a predicted model, not a curated record
GUAUUGAUUGUCGCCUUUGUUUGCAUGUCACAUACCGUAAUUCCAGCGUACCCUCCAACAACGCAGAAGCGGCAGUUUAUAUUCCUCCCACAAGACACGAACUGGAAUGCUGCGGCUUCGUACUGUUCCGCUCAUUAUAGUGGCCUCCUAGAGCAUUCCUCGCACGCUACAGAGGAAAUGGUAGCCAAAUACUCAAAUGGAGUCUGGUCAAGUAACUGGGGAAAUGACUAUUGGCUUGGAUUAUAUAUAGAGAACAUGUCCACACAAGAAUACCGAUGGGACGGAAGUUGUGCGGUUGCGCAAACGAACCUUUACAAUCACUUUGAGGGUUCUCCUCCAUCCAGAAGUGACCUUGACAGCACCAAGAGGUGUGCUACAGCCAAGAAAGAUACCCUAGAGUGGCGGUUCGAAAAAUGCAGCAUCAAUUACGUGGCAAUAUGUCAGAAAAAUCUCGGACCAUGUACAUACGAAAGAGGCACAACUUCUGGGGCAUGUUCGAAAGUCACUAACACGGCGCUUAUGAAAAACGUAGCCGACCGGGAUGAUUGUGAACAGUACUGUUCAAACAUAAAUGCCGACGAUACGACUAAUGGCGAGUGUUGGGCAGUAACCUACGUCCAGACCAGCCGCGCGUGUUCCCCAUCGAUAAGUCGAAAACCUUAUGACUUUGAUGUUGGAAAUUCUAAAUACAGCAGUGGAUGCAGUGAAGCCGAUAUCAACAGUCAAGGCUCUGAUAGCUUCGUCAGCUGGAAAAGAUGUUUUAAAGAUCCAAAGAUCGAUCAGAGUUCAAUUCCUAGCACCACCGCUUCAUCGUCAGACAGCCCCGUGGCGCAAUGUAAUCCAGUUGCUGCUACUACAACCACAACAUCAACUACAACGCCAUCACCGACAACCACAACUACAUCACCGACAACUACGUCAUCCACAACUGCGUCACCAACAACAACCACAACUACGUCACCAACAACCACGACACAAACUACCACAACUACGUCACCAACAACCACAACUACGUCACAACCAACCACAACAACGUCACAAACGAGCACAACUACAUCAUCAACAACUGCGUCACCAACAACCACCACAACUACGUUACCAACAACCACGACACAAACUACCACAACUACGUCACCAACAACCACAACUACGUCACAAACUACCACCACUACGUCACCAACAACCACAACUACGUCACAACAAACCACAACAAUGUCACAAACGAUCACAACUACGUCACAGCCAACCACAACUACGUUACAACCAACCACAACUACGUCACAACCAACCACAACUACGUCACAAUUUACCACAACUCUAGCACAACCAACCACAAGUACCUCGCCAACAACUACAUCUUCGUCACAAUCAACAACUACGUCAACAACAACGAAUGUAUUGACAACUACAGCGCCAUUUCAAAACACGACUUCAAAUGGGGCCAUGUGCUCAUGUCGUUGCACCAUUAUAGGAAAUAUGUCACUUGAAGAAAAAAUAGAAGCACUUCAAAGAGAACUGACCGUGGACAAAACAAAAACGUCAUCGUAUAUCCGCAAAUACAUUAGUGCCCCCGACGAGCGCGUAAGUGCAAAAGGUGUUGGUAUUGUUCUUGGCGCUGGCGUGUUGAUAAGUGUUUUCGCGGUGAUUGUGUUCGGAGAUCUGGUUAACCUUUUUCGUCAUAUCACUAAUAAAAGACAAGGUUCUAAGUCAUGAUGAAUUACUGACCCUAUUUAAUCACUAACGCGUCUUUUCUAUUGGUAAAUUUGGCAUGGUAUCGGUACAAAUUCAUAUAUUUUUACCUACCGACUGUAUCUAAGUGUUUUAAGUUCAAUACAACCCGUAUUAAGGACAUGUGUUGCGAUCAAUUUUACGUUUCUCGUGGAUUCGUUUUUUGGUAAUUGUAUAUUAAAUUUUCCAAAGAAUUUAACAGGUCGUAUAUCCCAUUUAAUUAUCUCUCUUCAAGUCUUCCAUGAUAUUGCAAAUAAUUCUAACAAAAACACAUUCCACUUUUAGAAAACUGUAAUCUCACAAAAUCACAUUCUCAUUUUAGCCAACUGUAUAGUGCAUUUUGAGGAAUAACACAAGAAAAACAACGUCUGAUCGACGUUUUAACUCCAGUAGCUUAACAAAGAGUUUCUCUGGAACGGCCGAAAUUCUAAAAUAAAAACUUGCUGAAUUUGCGAAUCCACGAGAAAUUCGGUUUACUACAUUAACAAUGUUUACAAAUAGAAUCUCUAACGCAUUUCGCAGUUUAUUCGGUAUUCAAAAGCUCGUCUCGAACAUCAGGAUUUCCGUGAAAGGUGUCGACUGCUGAUGGACAUAACUUGCAAUACACAGUUGCCAAAGAUGCCGCAGGCCGGUAAAGAAUGUGUGCUGUUUGUACGAUCAUUAUGUCAAAGUAAAAUGUCGACUUCUUUAUGAGGAGUUUGGUUCGAUGUUUUGUGAUUGUGUGCAUUACUGGUGUAUCGCUGUGAGGAUGUGAGGAUGUGUCCUAUUGAUUUAACUUAGUCCAUGAAUAUCGGGUCUUAUAUUUCUCCUUGCCCUUAUUUCAUUUUUCGUUAAUCCUCCCGUUACGUUUUGAUUUUAGUUCAUUUUGAUCAUAGGUAUUUGGUGUAUGAUAUCUUUUUUUUCAAUUUUUGUACUUUCGUUGUUGUUGUUGUUAAAAUCAAGAAAAACGCAUUCAAAAAUCACAUAAUUAGAUAUUUUUACACUUUCAUUAUUUGUAAUGUGGCUGCAAAAAAACACCAAUGCAAUAAAGUCCCAUUUACCAUCAGAAUUUGAACAGCGUUUGCUAACAGUGGACAGU